Venustampulla echinocandica is the source of this 1638-nucleotide messenger RNA. RefSeq lists its product as uncharacterized. Gene Ontology annotation, biological process: transcription by RNA polymerase I. Lineage: Eukaryota; Fungi; Ascomycota; Leotiomycetes; Helotiales; Pleuroascaceae. The coding region runs from base 1 to 1638 and encodes 545 amino acids. The transcript is spliced from 3 exons. The record is from RefSeq and is a predicted model, not a curated record.
AUGGCCAAAUCGGCCAAGGCCAAGAAACCCUCUGCGCCAUCCAAGAAGCCCGAGAAAAAGACCAUCGCACCAAAGAAAUUGAGCAAAGAGUUCGUCCAGGAAAGCGAGGGGGAAGGUGAGGACUCCUCGAGCGAGGGCGAGUCACUCCCCGAGAAUCCCGCGGAUUCAAUCACCAAAAAGCAACGCCAAUUGGCUUCCUCAGAAGGAAGCAGUAGCUCCAGCGAAAUUGAGAGCGGCUCCAGCUCCUCUAGCGAAGAGGACGAAGAUACUGACGGGAGCGAUGAAUCCGAGGAUGGUCCAGUGAGAGCCCCGAAAGCCCCCACCGUAGCACCCGUUCCGUCUGGACCCUACGGUGUCCCGCCUCUAUUCAAAUCUGCAGCUAUACAGGAUGCAAAGCAAGCCCCGGCAGCUUUCAAAAAAUACAAAUCAGAAGGGAAGCAAAUAUGGUAUUUUACUGCACCAGCUUCUGUGCCCAUCUCAUCUAUCAAAAAGAUGUCACUUUCAGGCGUAAAAGCUCGCGAAAAAGUAUGCUCUCAUGACGGCAAUGACUAUGGAUUCGUCCAGGAUGUCGCCAAUGAUGGCACGGAGGCCAAGAUCAUGGUGCCUCAUGGGUCAGAGACUUAUCAAGCUGUUUCCAACCCCGUCGAUCAGAUAUUCCAUCUUCAACAGAUUCCCAAAUUACACGAUGGCCUAAAGGCCACAGUUCCAGCCAAGAAACCUGUUCAACCACAGCCCAAAGGCUUGAAAAUGCGAUUUCUUCCCUUAGGAUAUAGUGAUGGGAACGCUGGAAAUAUGGAUUCAAACAUAUCCUCUGAGGAUCCAGACGACGCGAACGUCCCUAAACAGUUCAAAAAGCCUGUUUCUAUGCCUUCAGAUAGCGACGAAGAUAGUGAAGCUGCAUCGGACUCAGAUGAAGAAAUGACCGAGGCCCCUCCUCUACCCUCAAAAGCAGCCACCUCUCGAAAACAGAAAUCUUCAAAGGCUUCCCCUGUUGAAAGCACUGCAAACGGUUCUGUGAAGAGAAAACAUAGCGAAGUGUCAGAGAAGAAAACCAAGAAGAGUUCGUCCAUCCCAGCAGCUAACCUAGACGGCAAACAGCUAAAACGACUGAAGACAAAGCAGACAAAACCCGAUAAGAGGAUCACAGGUGGACUCUUAGCGUUAGCUAGAGUUCGUGCCACCUCUCCGACCCCCCCGCUCAAACCAUCGACGGCGUUAACCAAAAGCGAAACUUCUAUACCCACUCCUAAACUACCAAUGCACCAGCCAGCAACCUCUCUACCGGAGCCAUCAGGUUCCCUUGGGAAACCAACUACGUCGAUAAUACCACCAACUAACCCCACCUUCAUUCCACCUCUACCUCACCAUGUAUCCAUCAAACCUCAGACAUCUCAAAUCCCAUCAAGUAAGAUUCCACAGGAGACGAGGAUCUCUGGUAAAAAAUCCCUCAAGAAAAAGGAUAAGAACCGACCCACGGCACCAGCGCGAGACAGUACCAGCAAGUCGUCUAUGAGAGGGCUCAUAAUCGCUACAGAUCCACCUCUCAUGUCGAACAAGCGACGGAUAAAGAGUAAGGAACUCCAGCGCGGGAAAUUGGGCUGGCCAUCUGAGGGGGAGGGGAAAAUUGAGAAUGAAUAA